CCACCCAGGCCCCGCGCUCGCUCCAGGGCUUGCUCGCGCCCGCCCGCAGCGCGUUCGCGCCGGUUCCGCGCGCCUCGUGCCUCGCGCCUCGCGCUUCGAGCCACGUCCCCGCCCGGCCCCCGCGCGCGGCAGAGUUGGCAGCUGAGCAGCGCCGGCCUGGGUGUGGCCGGCGGAUCUCCGCGGCACUGGUCUCAGCGGUGCUCCGCGCUCUGCACGCCAGCUCCACGCGCCUGGGGCUGCUGAGCGCCCAGCGGACUCGGGCAGCGCCAGGUCGACGGCGGCCGGAGCUCACUCCAGUUGCUUUGUGUUGUUAAUUUUGGAGUAAACAAAUUUUAAAAAUGAGUGAACUGGAACAGCUGAGGCAGGAAGCCGAACAACUGCGAAAUCAGAUUCAGGAUGCUAGGAAAGCUUGUAAUGAUGCAAUGCUUGUUCAGAUCACAUCAAACAUGGACACGGUGGGUCGGAUACAGAUGCGAACCAGACGCACACUGCGGGGGCACCUUGCCAAGAUCUAUGCUAUGCACUGGGGAUACGACUCAAGGCUACUGGUCAGUGCUUCUCAAGAUGGAAAAUUAAUUAUUUGGGAUAGCUAUACAACAAAUAAGAUGCACGCUAUUCCUUUGAGGUCCUCCUGGGUGAUGACCUGCGCUUACGCCCCCUCGGGUAAUUUCGUGGCCUGUGGAGGCCUGGACAACAUCUGCUCUAUCUAUAACUUAAAGACCAGGGAGGGGAAUGUGCGAGUGAGCCGAGAGCUCCCCGGUCAUAUAGGCUACUUGUCCUGCUGCCGUUUCUUAGACGACAGCCAAAUUGUUACAAGUUCAGGAGAUACAAAUUGUGCUUUGUGGGACAUCGAAACUGCCCAGCAGACCACCACGUUCACUGGCCAUUCUGGAGACGUGAUGAGUCUCUCUCUGAGCCCUGACAUGAGGACCUUUGUUUCUGGCGCGUGCGAUGCCUCCUCCAAGUUAUGGGAUAUUCGGGAUGGAAUGUGCAGGCAGUCUUUCUCUGGGCAUGUGUCAGACAUUAAUGCUGUCAGUUUUUUUCCAAGCGGAUAUGCCUUUGCCACCGGCUCUGAUGAUGCCACUUGCCGUCUCUUCGACCUGCGUGCAGACCAGGAGCUGUUAAUGUAUUCUCAUGACAACAUCAUCUGUGGGAUCACCUCCGUAGCCUUCUCAAAAAGUGGGCGCCUCCUGUUAGCUGGUUACGAUGACUUUAAUUGUAACGUGUGGGACACACUGAAAGGAGAUCGUGCAGGUGUUCUUGCUGGGCACGACAACCGUGUCAGCUGUUUGGGUGUGACUGAUGAUGGCAUGGCUGUGGCAACAGGCUCCUGGGACAGUUUUCUUAGAAUCUGGAAUUAACAGUGCAUACAAUGUUUCCAUUCCCUGAGGAUACCUGGAAAAAUCAGUGCUGCAGCCUAGAGCUGUGAAAAAAAUUCUACCUUAUAUUUGCAGUCGAAGAUUUUUCUAUUGAGAUUAUAUACAAAAAGCAGCUUUCAGUAAAAUACAAAACAGAAAAAAACAAGGCAAAGGUGCUUGCUGAAUCAAAAGGACCAGUGUAUUGAGUUGAGCUAGUUUAACCGUGAUCAAAUUUUGCUUUUACUCAGUUUGUUUCCUUGUGUAGAACCAAGUGUAUACAUUAUAGCAACCUAUCAUGUUUGUUUGCUUUUUAAGAAGUGCAUUUUUAACUUUGUAUACGUCAGAAAUGUCACAUUUUUGUUUUUUAAUGGAGGAACCAGGCACAGUAAUAGAGUAGUCCCUUAUGUGCAUGUCCUUGUAUUUGAAGAAAGUCUCCUUGAAUUCUGACCUCCUGGUUGCCCCAAGUUUUAAGAAUUGCUGACAGGGUAGGUACCUGAGAGGAUGGACUCCUCUUCAAUGUCCUUCGUUUCUGGUGCAUCUUUUGCCAUCCUAUCCAUUUAAGUGAGUGCUCAUUUUCAGCCCUUUGAGGGGAAGAUAAUCUGAAGGCUAGGGAAUAGAGAUUUCCCUAUGAAACUUCAGACACACAAAAGAAACUUUAUGAAUAGGUAGAGAGCAGUAAUCACAUAUAAGUGGUUCUUGGCAUUUUAGAAAGAUCAUGAUCAAAAGACACUUUGAGUAAUCCUCCAAAUACCUGGGCUUCACUAUUGAUUUCAUAUUCAAGAAUUGAGUUUGUAGUCUACUCAUUAUUCCAGAACAUCGAUGAAUGUCUGCACCCUCCUAGCAUCUGGAGCACUUUUCCCAGUGCUCUCCAUCAGUAUGUGUCUAGAGCUAAGGAAACGCGAAGGAUGCCUUUUUUCAAAGUGUAAAGUCUAGCCAGUCAUUAGACCUGUGCAUAGUUGUGACAAGGUGGCUGUAUGAAUUUAUGUUCACCUAAAGUCUGACUUGAUGUAAACUGUCUGUGCCUUCAGGUUUUAAGAAGGAAACAUUUCAGCUCUGCUCUUCUGACUACUUUUCUUCCUUGAAAACAAAAUAACUGGUUUCUUAGUGGUGCAACUGUGGUUCAAAGAGUGAAAUCAUUUUAAAGCCAAAAGAAAAAAUCAAAGAGCAAUUCUAAAGGAGCCAGAGGAAAAUACUAAGCGAUUCAUUCCUCUGCUUGUCAAUGGUAUAAUAAUGUGUUGUCUAUUACUAGAAUGGGCCCUCCUAGAUUUAAACAGAUACUUUCCCCCUUUGAUUUUCCUCUUACAAAUAAAUCUAAAUGAUUGACAAUGGAAGACUGUUAGUCUUGCUUGACGGUGCAUUGUAUUUUGUUAAAGUAUGUCAGUUACUGUUGAGAUAGGUCACCUGUAAUCCUGAAUAGUUCCAAAUUUUACGUGUCAGUUUUCAUUAUGUUGUGAAUGUGCUAAUAAGUAUACCAACUAUAAUGAAGUUGGUUUUAACAUUGUUGAUAUUAAAAAGAGAGUAAAAUGAAUAAAGGAAAAUGACAAUAUGGGGCCAAAGUAACUUGUAGAUGGGAGGCACGAAUGUAUUUAUACAGAUUUCUAUGAACUUUAUCCUAUUAAGGUUUGUGGACUAUUUAUAUUACUUUGUAUAGAGCAGCUCUUUAAGAUCAGGCAAAAAUAUUUUAAAGGAAUGUACUCACUUCCAAAAGGGGGUGAGGGUCUGCCAUGUAGUUCAGCAAUUCAUUCCUAAAUCCUAAUCAAGAAAGCACUUCUGCCACAUGCAAAAUAGAGUAUUCCCCUCUACUCUGAGUUAUUCUAGGAACAAAAAACUGUAGUCAGAGAGGCACCCAGACUAUAAUUCUAUGAUCUUAAACUUGCUGAUAAAAAUGAUUUAUUUUAAUGUUAUUAGUUUCUAUGCAUAGGUUAAAAGCAAUUCCUGUAAUUAACUAUGUGUUAGGCAACUGAAACCUACCCAAGAUUGUGGCUAGUUAUAUAUAUGACCAAAUGUGACCUCAUUACCACAUUAACUUACUAGUUAAACCUUUGCUUUCUAGUAAUAUGAGUUUCUCUUGCUAUUUUUAAUUGCAGUUUGAGUUAAGCUGAUUGUCUAAUUCUGUUGUUCAUGAGACUUCCUGAAAUCAAAAAGAAUAGUACAUAACACAUAGAAACACUGUAUAGUUUGAACCUUGGUUUUAGAAGACUUAAAAAAUAUGGCCAAAUGUAGUUUUAAGGAAUUUGUAUUAUCAAGAAUACUGCAGUUAUCUGAGACCUAUCAAUUUUUCUUUUUACCUUGUAAGAAACAGAUUUUACUUAUGAACUUCGUUUUCUGAAGAUCUGACAAGAAUAUUUUAAAGAUAUGUAUUCUUUUCUAAAACAACUUAAUAGUAAAGUGCCCUGUGGUUCACCAAGUCAUCCCAAAACCUGCUCAAAAAGCACUUCUUGCUGCCAUGAGCUAGGUCCCUCCCUAGCCCUUAUUUCUAUACCUGUGAUUCCAAGGUUACACACACCACGAGUUCCAUCUCCACAGAGGCAAAGAUUUGGGCUUAAUAUUUCAACUACAAGGGAUACUAGCUAGCAGUUGCUGCUUGUUUUGAUUUAGAUUCAGCUAAACCGAUGAAUAACAGUGCUUGUCUCCUAGACAUGAUGGAUGCAGGGGCUACUGGAACAAUGGGGUAAACCAUUUUAAUCUAUUAAAAGAGAAAUAGACCUUCACUUUUCCAGGUGAUAAAAUUUCGAUUAUUGUUAAAAAAUACUGUGCAAUAUUAUAUAACUGACCUUUUAAACACUUAGAUUUAAUAAUAAAUUAAGAUUGUCCAUUUUAAAAGUGAGAACCUUCAGAGAAGUUUAUACUUUGAACAUUGGUGAAUGUCUCACAUUUAAAACUGUUUAACAAAAUUGAGUAAUUGUGGCUUAUUUGUUGAUGUAUCUGAACUUAUGGAAACUGACUGAACAAUCUCCCCCAAAAGCCAAUCAUUAUUUUAAUAAUGAAGAUUUUCUUUCUAGAAAUUUUAGGGUGUGAGUCAGGAUUAAAGCAUUUAAAAAGAAAUUUAAUUUCUAUGUUCAGCUUCUAGUUCCCUUUUUUGCCAUUGUGGAAAGCAAAAUUUUAAACUUUCUCCUCUCCUGUUUGAAUUUUUAAAAGACCCACAGCUGGACUAUCUUUCUUGUAAGGAAGAAUAGCACAAUGAACAAAAUUGACAUUUUAAAUUAAGUAAUGUAAAGUACUUUUUAUUUACUAGUUUUCCUCUUGUUCAUUUUGAGUUGCCCUAAAUUUAGUGCUGUAUUUUAAAAUAUUGGUUACCAUAGGUACUCACGAAAACGGUUUGUAUUUGAAUGUCUUAAGUUAGCAGUUUUAAAAAAGUAAUUUAUUAAUCACAGAUUGAUGGUACACCUUGUAUUUAGAAAAUUUGUUUGCAUGUUGAUGAAAUAUCCUAAGUCUUUUUUCUUAAGUCCAAUUACUGAUCCUAUAAGUUAUAUGAGAAUGCAGCAUUAUGAAAAAACCAGUUGAUCUAACUGGUGUUCAAUGUGCCCAACAAAAACUUUACAUCAGACAGUAUUUACUUCUUAAUUAAUAGAACUUCAGAUAUACUUGAUAUUUCAAGACUUUUCUUUGUUACAGUGGUGCUCUAUUCUAUUGUGUUCUUUACAAAGCAUCAUCUAAACACUGCAUUUGCAUAUUCUUACUCAAAGGAAUCCACAUCUAAGUGGGUUUUUUUAAGCUGGUUAAAAUGUUUUUCUUCGCCUGCAGUGGUUCGUACACACUUGUGUCCAACUUACUGGGAACAUCAGUAGUGUGAUUAUGGGAAAGGUGAACGUACUGGACUUCAAACCAAACAUAAGAUGGAUUUGUCCCAUGAUUUAACAGUAUUCUUGAAUCUUCCUUGCACACUGAUUGAUUCAUUUAUUUGUAUAGUAGCUCUGUGAAAUAAUGUUGGCUGUGAAUUGAUAUUGUAAUCAAUAAAGUGCUUUAACCAGG
Molecule: messenger RNA, 5330 nt
Organism: Artibeus jamaicensis (Jamaican fruit-eating bat)
Lineage: Eukaryota; Metazoa; Chordata; Mammalia; Chiroptera; Phyllostomidae
Gene: GNB4
Product: G protein subunit beta 4
Exons: 10
Coding region: 339-1361 (340 amino acids)
Biological process (GO): G protein-coupled receptor signaling pathway
Cellular component (GO): heterotrimeric G-protein complex; cytoplasm
Molecular function (GO): signaling receptor complex adaptor activity; protein binding
Source: RefSeq, a predicted model, not a curated record